Molecule: messenger RNA, 1190 nt
Organism: Acanthaster planci (crown-of-thorns starfish)
Lineage: Eukaryota; Metazoa; Echinodermata; Asteroidea; Valvatida; Acanthasteridae
Product: tissue inhibitor of metalloproteinase-like
Biological process (GO): negative regulation of endopeptidase activity; negative regulation of membrane protein ectodomain proteolysis
Cellular component (GO): extracellular matrix
Molecular function (GO): metalloendopeptidase inhibitor activity; protease binding
Source: RefSeq, a predicted model, not a curated record
CGAAGCCCAUCAAAACACUGAAAACACGCAGCUCACUUUAACCUUACGAAGUCUUUGUUCACUAAAUGAGAAAGUUAAGGAGAGGGUUUCACCUUUCCAAAAGGAAAUGACUUGGAAGAUAAUGUGUCUGAUGUUUAUGCAAAUUCAGCGGCAUUCUUAUCAGUCGAAGAUAUUACCGCAACUUCUCUGAUUGGUCACAACAUUUCGUCGAGAAAUGGACCCAAUGGGUUAGAGUGGUCUUUAACGCCGGUUGGUGGGCUAAAAAGUAGUGCGUGGGUAAUACAAGGUAGACCUACGCCUCGGGAUGUUGCACCAAACCCUCUCGCUCGCCUUGGCCUUGAGCUUUUGGCUCCUGCUGGCUUCAACUGUUCACAUUUCUGAGGAGUCCUUCUUCUUCGUUCAGAAGCACCCCCAAGAACAUUUCUGUGAGGCAGACUUUGUUCUGGUUGGCAAAGUGCUGAGCAAAACGACGUCCAGUUUGUCACUCGAAAACUACCAUCGUGUCAACGAACUGUUGGAGCUCCGCCCACCUCCCAACGAAACCAUCGUCCUUUCGGUCUACGUCAAACGUGUGUUCAAGGGGCACGCCUUUGCUAAGGAAGGUAACACUGUGGUCCUGGUUACCAGCCGAAUUAAAACGGACUUGGAGGUGGUGAAACGACGGUCUUACAUCUUCACAGGUUUCGUCCACUUGGCUAACGUACCAAAUGAUUAUGGCCAUUGUUCCAGCUUGCUGGAAACUGGUCGACACGUCUUUGUGGAAAACCAUCUCAAUUUCAUGUGGGGCUGCUCCUGGUUCCAGCAUCGCUCACUCUUAACAAUAAAACAAAAGCAAGGUCUGCUGGGAAUGUAUGCAAGAAGCUGUGAUUGCAAGAUCGUCAAAUGCCAUGGCCGCCGUAACGACCCGCGGAGAUACUGCUUUGGCGAUGUAAAGAGGGCGCUCUUUGGUGAUGGCUGCGUGUUGCAUCACGAGAACCAGUUUCAGGUGGUGCGGCUGAUGACGUGUUCCCGCCAUUGUGGUGGCCGCGAUGACGCCUGCAGAUGGGUCACGUGCCCGUUGACGAGAAACCAACGUCCUCAGGGCCAAACCCCAACGGAUGGUAGCAGUAUUGAGCCUGUGUCUACAACCUCCAGCCCAAAUGCAACAGUUGGCAAUUUGAGUUGAAGCUGACUAGCUCAACAUUCUUCGC